Aedes aegypti (yellow fever mosquito) is the source of this 627-nucleotide messenger RNA. RefSeq lists its product as uncharacterized. The transcript is spliced from 3 exons. The coding region runs from base 17 to 571 and encodes 184 amino acids. The record is from RefSeq and is a predicted model, not a curated record. Lineage: Eukaryota; Metazoa; Arthropoda; Insecta; Diptera; Culicidae.
CGAAAAUCAGUCAGCGAUGAUACUGUACAGUAUUGUCCUAUAUCUUCUGUUAGUACAUGGUGUUGAAUGUGUUCGCCUUAAAGAAUACGUUCAAGAAAAAGCUGAAAUAUGUUCCAACUCCAAUUCAGAUAAAUUCGUGAUCAAAUUGCCUGAACCUCUUAAUUACGCCUCCGGUAACAGUUCUGUCAGAUUGUAUGGAAAUUUCACCGUCACCGAUGUCAUCCAAGAGCCGUUGGAGUUGAUCAUAUUAAUCAAUCGAUGUACACUAGAUAUGAGUACCUGUGAGGAGUUCAAUAGUCUUGCCCUAACUAACCUUUGCCGAUAUAUCAACGACGAGAAAGGUAUGGCCGCGAGUUUUUUCAGAAGCAUAGAUCCAGUUUUGCACUGCCCAAUCAAACCAGGCAUUUACAAGUUCAAAAAGUCAAUCGUUGAUCUAUCCUUCACCCUUCCUAUGCCCAUGGAGGGUUAUCGCUGGAAGGCCGACUUGAAGCUGUACUCUAGGAUCCGACCGAAGAAGGAAUUACUUUGCGUUGCUUCGCAAAGUAUGUUGCGCUGGACGAACAAACCGUGAAAGUCUCAACAUGUACCGACAUCUGUGUUUGAAUAAAAAGGAUCAUUCUUUGAUGU